ACGCAGAGCGGAAGUUACGCCUGAUGUUGUCAUGGCGUCUCACAUGUAAAUCACCCAGCUUCAGAUAUUGAAUAAAACAUAUUUUAAGGUGAUUUUAAGGUUAAAGUAAGUUAAUAACUGGCUCUCUGACUCCCAGGACCGAAACAUGAGCACUCAAUACAGCAUUCUUUUCAAGCAAGAACACGCUCACGAUGAUGCGAUCUGGACCGCAGCGUGGGGGAAGAGUGAGGCGGACGGCUCCGAUACCAUCGUCACCGGCUCACUGGAUGAUAUGGUGAAAGUCUGGAAAUGGUGUGAUGAGAAGCUGGAGCUGCAGUGGUCUCUGGAGGGCCACCAGCUGGGCGUGGUGUCGGUGGACAUCAGUCACAACGGAGCCAUCGCCGCCUCCAGCUCCCUCGACGCUCACAUCCGUCUCUGGGACCUGGAGUCCGGGAAACAGAUCAAGUCCAUGGACGCCGGACCUGUUGACGCCUGGUCGGUCGCCUUCUCCCCAGACUCUAAAUACAUCGCCACAGGAAGCCACCACGGCAAGGUCAACAUCUUCGGCGUGGAAAGUGGCAAGAAGGAGCAUUCUCUGGACACUCGAGGGAAAUUCAUCCUGAGCAUAGCUUACAGUCCUGAUGGGAAAUAUCUGGCCAGCGGAGCCAUCGAUGGGAUCAUCAACAUCUUUGACAUCGCCACUGGAAAGCUGCUCCAUACGCUGGAAGGUCACGCCAUGCCCAUCAGAUCCCUCACCUUCUCCCCCGACUCCCAGCUGCUGGUCACCGCCUCCGACGACGGAUACAUCAAGAUAUAUGACGUGCAACAUGCGAACCUGGCCGGCACCCUGAGUGGACACGGCUCCUGGGUUCUUAACGUCGCCUUCUCUCCAGACAGCAAACACUUUGUCUCCAGCUCGUCUGAUAAGAGUGUGAAGGUGUGGGACGUCGGCACCAGAGCGUGCAUCAACACUUUCUUCGACCAUCAGGACCAGGUCUGGAGUGUGAAGUACAACAGCACCGGCUCAAAGAUCAUCUCGGCCGGAGACGACCGCUCCAUCCACAUCUACGACUGUCCCAUGUGAGGGGGGUCCAGGAGAGGAGCUGCAUAGGUUUACUACAUCAGGGAGUGGACACUGGUAAUAGAGGGGGGGUGUGGGGAGGGGCUGUACAUGUGUUGGGUUUUUGCACUGGCCCACUGCGGUCAAUAAAAGGGUUUCUUUUGUA
Messenger RNA from Trematomus bernacchii (emerald rockcod), 1205 nucleotides. It is a transcript of the gene skic8, whose product is annotated as WD repeat domain 61. Lineage: Eukaryota; Metazoa; Chordata; Actinopteri; Perciformes; Nototheniidae. The transcript is spliced from 11 exons. The record is from RefSeq and is a predicted model, not a curated record. The coding region runs from base 146 to 1063 and encodes 305 amino acids. Gene Ontology annotation, molecular function: protein binding. Gene Ontology annotation, cellular component: Cdc73/Paf1 complex.